Messenger RNA from Nematolebias whitei (Rio pearlfish), 1810 nucleotides. It is a transcript of the gene ppp1r14c, whose product is annotated as protein phosphatase 1, regulatory (inhibitor) subunit 14C. Gene Ontology annotation, cellular component: cytoplasm. The coding region runs from base 114 to 539 and encodes 141 amino acids. The record is from RefSeq and is a predicted model, not a curated record. Gene Ontology annotation, molecular function: protein serine/threonine phosphatase inhibitor activity. Gene Ontology annotation, biological process: regulation of phosphorylation. NCBI's taxonomy places the organism in Eukaryota, Metazoa, Chordata, Actinopteri, Cyprinodontiformes, Rivulidae. The transcript is spliced from 4 exons.
AUUCUCCUCCUGCCUGCAGUCCAGCUCCGCAGUGCGCCUCCUCUUCAUUCACACUUUUUAUUUAGUCAAGGAACCCCCUACCACCACCAAAGCACCCUCUUAUCCCUGCCAACAUGUCGGCCGCCAGUACCGAGACCACCGCCUCUCCUCUGCCCCCCGACGGCAGCCGCGUCUUCUUCCAGGGCGCACCUCCGCGAGUGGGCUGCGAGGGGUCCAUCACCGAGGAGGACCAGAACCACAGGAGGCAGGGCAAAGUGACGGUGCGCUACGACAGGAAGGAGCUCCGGAAGAGGCUGCAGCUGGAGGAGUGGAUCAUUGAGCAGCUCGUUUACCUGUAUAACUGUGAGGAAGAUGAGAUGCCAGAGGUGGAGAUUGACAUUGAUGAGUUGUUGGAGGUCAGCAGUGAAGAGGAGAGAAUCAGCAAACUGCAGGAAGCACUAACAGACUGCUACAAACCCAUAGAGGACUUCGUCAACCAGUUGCUCUGCAGGAUAAAAGGAAUGAGAAAACUCAGCACUACGAGCAAGAAUGGCUUGUAGUGGUUUUUAUCAUCAACGGAUCGUAUACAAUGUCAUUUCAGCUCCACCUUAUCCACUCCUCAGCCUGCAAACAUACAUCAUGAAACCCAUGAAUUCGCACUAGCCGUUGGUUUUACUGUCACACAGGAUGUACAAUAAUAAUAAUUAAAUAUGACUGCUGACAUAAAAACACAAUAUCAUUAAAACAGCAACAAGGUAAUGUUAAGCCCUGGAAUGUGCCAGAAUGUGCUUUAAUCUUAAUACUACCACCUAGUUCUCCGUUUCAGAGCAACGUUCAAAGUUUUAAAAACAAACCCAUAAUAAAAAUCAGCCAUACAGACUGAAACACGGGCAAAUCCUAUAGAAAAAGGGUGGUGUUACAUGGUUGUAAAAUUUGCAGCAGCACUAAGUAAACACAGUGCUUUGUAAUGUUUUUUUUAAAUAUUCGGCUGUUCUGCUGUUACGUCUUUUUAAAAACUGUUUGUCGCCAUUUUUUGUUCGUGUAAGUGAAAUGUGGUUUCUCGGCCUCUCGUUUGUUAACUUUCUUCUCUUUACUACAUCGCCACUUGUAAUGUGAGGGAGAUUUGUGGGUUUGUUUCGAAGCACAACACGUUAAUGCAUCUGUUCUGUUGUGAUGUAAAAACUCUGGGGGGGAAAAGGGACAUAUUUGCAAACCUAUAGCUGAAAUACUGUUAAUGUGUUGUUACAAACUAUUCUGGUGUACUGUUUCCCACAGCAAGGCAUGAUGGGUGUUGCAGUUCUCCGGAUGAGGCUGCAGAAACCUGUAUGACUGGCAGCCUUCCAGUGACCACGUUAUUUGGAUGUCUGAUGACCAUUCUAGCUGUUUUUCCACGUUUCGUUCGCUUGUGCUGACUCUUUUCUUUGACAGUGGGAGAUGUUGCCUUUAAGGACUUUCAGGAUAUGUUCAGAUCGUUUUUUUCUUAACGCUAACCCUUAACUACUGACAGCCUAAAAGUUAAUGUGGUUAGGUCAGAGCCUGAGGAAAACAUGAAAUGUUGAUGCUCCAACCAGGCAGGUUUUGUAUCGGAAAGUGCGCCAAACUGGGAGUUUCGCAUCUCAAGUCAUUUGUGAAAGAGACUGCUCAUACAACUGCAAAAAAUAUCUGAGUAAGCACACAUUUUAAGACAUUUCAAGCCUUUAUAGAUGCAAAAAAAACAAAUAAAUAAAUGCUACAACUCCAUAAUCCCAGGUAAAAAAAAAAAAAAAAAAGAGUAAACUUAGCUAUUACUUGUUAAUAGCCUUCUGUGCGCUAUGGUAUAUGAGAAGCCGUA